Stylophora pistillata is the source of this 2629-nucleotide messenger RNA. RefSeq names its product hemicentin-1. Gene Ontology annotation, cellular component: axon; plasma membrane; neuronal cell body. Gene Ontology annotation, biological process: signal transduction; homophilic cell-cell adhesion; synapse organization. Gene Ontology annotation, molecular function: axon guidance receptor activity. The record is from RefSeq and is a predicted model, not a curated record. NCBI's taxonomy places the organism in Eukaryota, Metazoa, Cnidaria, Anthozoa, Scleractinia, Pocilloporidae.
CCCUUGUGGAGAGCAGUCGAGGCUGUCCUUAGGCAAGCUCUCGAGCAGACGGCAAGGCCAGCAAAACAUGAGCUUUCUCUUUUCACCGUUGCUGCUUGGAGCACUACUGUCGAUUUUAGGUGUUGGUGCUCUAAGGCCUAAGAUCACGGAGGUCGAUAAGGCUGUUGUUGCCCGAAAAGGUUCCACUGUAACCUUGUUAUGCCUUGCCACGAGGGUAAACCGGCGUAAGACCGUAUUCUCCUGGGAAUUCAACGGACAAGAACUAAAAAGCAGUAAUAAGCCACACUAUUGGACGGCUGAAAGAAAAGGAAACAUUUCUCUAAACAUCAAGAAUGUUUCAGAUAAUGAUGUAGGUACUUACACGUGCAAAGUCUACAACUUACACGGGGCAAAGAUGCUUGAGGCGAAGGAGAAUAUAGAGCUGUCACUUCAGGAAGAAGUGCUAAAGGUCACGUCCACCCAGACAAACAUCACCCUCGACGAAGGAAGCACAACGAAUCUCCACUGCCGUGUAACUUCUUCAAAAGCUUUCAUUACGGACGUAUAUUGGCUUUUUAAUGGAAAAGUAGUGGCUAAACCUGAAGCCUUGCACCACAAAGUAAAUGGUGUGUCAUUGGCAAAUGAAGUGGAACGACUCAGCUAUUCACUUGAACUGAAACAUGUAACCCUUGCAAAAAGUGGAAUCUACACGUGUAGCGCUAACUCCACUAUUGGUUUACAAAAACACGACAUAGCAGUGAGUGUACAUCGUACAAAUGGUCCAGAUUUACUUCUCAUAAAGAAAACUAAACGGUAUGUUGAAAUUGUAGAGGGUACAAAUGUUACGUUAAGUUGCCUCGGAAUUUACCCAGACGCAUCGUUCGAUCACGCCUCCUGGCUUUUUAAUGGCAGCCAAAUAAAAACUAACAAGCACUUCAAAGUAAACAACGGUUUCGUUGAGAAAAAAGGAAAUAUUAAAAGGAAACUUCUCAGCUUGACAAUGUACAAUGCUGGACUUGAAGAUAGUGGAAACUACGCGUGCGUGCUCAACACUUCGCAUGGCUUGCAGAGAAAAAACAUCAAGGUUUAUGUGACAUUUUUUCAGGCGCCUAACGUCACUUCCACCCAGACAAACAUCACACUCGGCGAAGGUAGCACAACGACCCUCGAUUGCAGUGUAAUCUUUUCGGAAGCUUUCCCUAUGGUCGUAUACUGGCUUUUUAAUGGAAAAAUUCUGACUAAACCUAAAGCCUUUCACCACGAAGUAAGUGGUGUGUCAUUGGUUAAUAAAGUUAAACGAUACAGCUUUCCACUAGAACUGAAACACGUAACCCUUGCACAAAGUGGAAUCUACACUUGUGGUGCUAACUUCACCACUGGUUUACAAACACACGACAUAGCAGUGAGUGUAAAUCGCACACAAGGUCCACAUUUACAACUCAGAAAGAAAACUAAACCGUAUGUUGAAAUUACAAACGGUACAAAUGUUACGUUAAGUUGCCUCGGAAUUUACCCGGCAGCAUCGUUCGACGACGCUUUCUGGCUUUUUAAUGGCAGCCAAAUAAAAAGUAACAAGUACUUCGAAGUAAACAAUGGUUUCGUGGAGACAAAAGAAGAAAAUAUCAAAAGGAAACUUCUCAGCUUAACAAUAUACAAUGCUCAACUUGAAGAUAGUGGAAACUACUCGUGCGUGCUCAACACUUCCCAUGGCUUGCGGAGAAAACACAUCAAGGUUAAUGUGACAUUUUCUCGGGUAUUGACACCGGAGCCCCCAGAAUAUGUAUUGCAAGGAGACAAGCACUUUAAGCAAGUACUAUACAUAUCUCUGGGAUUGUUCACUGGAGUGGUAACUACCAUAGGAAUUUUGGUCAAGUUGUGGUAUCAAAGAGGACCUAAACUUCCACCAUCGAUAAAACCUUGUCCGGAUGAAGAACUAAUCUUCAAAUAUGACGUCUUUGUCACCUACAGCCGGAGAGACUCUGAGUGGGUGAAUAGCGAGCUACUGAGCUUGUUGAGUAAAAACCAGGUCAACUAUUGCAUCGACAAGUUGCAUUUUAAACUUGGCCAUCCCAUUUUAAAUUCCAUCACCGAUAGUGUGUACCAAAGCCGUUACGUGUUGGCAGUGUGGUCGCGAAGUUAUGCAGCCAGCAAAUUCUGCAAGCAAGAGCUCGACUACGCCUUACAGAAGAGUUUUCACUGCAGUGAUUACUCAGUAAUAUUGAUCGGUCUUGAAUCGAUAAAUCCCAAAACAUUACCGAAACCAUUACGAGCGAGAACGUUUCUUAACUAUUCCGACAGUGUGGAUAGAGAAGGCUGGGAAAAACGGCUCAUAAAGCAUCUUAAAGGAUCCGCAAAUAACAAGUUCGCGCAUGUGUUGGGAACUGUUGUUUGACUGCAGCGUGCAUCGCUUUAUGUCACUCAGACAUUUUUUAUUUGUCAGUCUUUCCUUUCUAGUGUUUUACUUUCUUUAGAAAGAUGUACUUUGUUGUUUCCUUCACAAUGAAGGUGACUAUACAUUUCAUUACAAACGACUCAAGAUACUUUAUAUCUGCCGAGGUUAGGUUUGGUUCAUUGGUUCAUUGGUUCAUUUAUUUCAGACUAUUUACAUGAAAUUAACUUAGAUAGAAAAGUAAAGUUGCAACAAAUGAUU